UUCUGUAUGCGUCGUGCGCCGCCGCCGCCGCCGAACUGCACAUACGUCUGAUCUGGAUCGACUUGAUCCUGACGUGCACCGGCACCCACCCGGCCGCCCCCAUGCAGCGGCGACUAGACACGGACAAGUAGCAAGUACCCCUUGCAAUCAGAGACACGUGGGCAUCAAAACUUUGAGAAGUAUGGAUCCAAUCAAUAACAUUCAAAUGCAUAUGAGCCCCGGGGGAUUUAGUACGCCCAAAAAGAACACAACCAUACCUCUCUUUUCUUCUUCUUUUACGCCUGAAUGUGAUGAGCAUUUGAAGCCUAAAGUGGGUAUGACAUUUGAAGGACUCGAGGCCGUGGAGAAGUUCUACAAGGCAUAUGCACAUCAAUCAGGUUUUGGCGUUCGUAUCGGACAGCAGAAAAAGAUUGAGAAUAAGGUGGUCCGGACUAAGCGUUUCAUGUGUAGUAGAGAAGGAUUCAAGUCAAAAGAUAUUAAGGAGAUUAAUGACCCCUUGAGGAAAAGACGUAAGCAGACAGACACGCGAUGCGGUUGUGAUGCUCAUAUAUUUGUUAGACUUUGUGGGGAGAACACCUACAAGAUAGACUCAUGGAUUGAGCAUCAUGUUCAUGGUCUUGUAUCACCUGAUAAGCGUCAUUUGAUCAGAUCCAAUCGUAGAGUUAGUGAGAGGGCAAAGAAUACUUUAUACACAUGUCAUAAGGCAAGCAUUGGAACCUCCCAGGCAUACAGGCUCCUGCAAGUUAGCGAGGGUGGAAUUCCGAAUGCUGGGUGCACAAAGAGGGACUUGCAAAAUUACUAUCGCGGACUCAGGUAUAAAAUCAGAGACGCGGAUGCUCAAAUGUUUGUGGCCCAAUUAGCUAGAAAGAAGGAAGUGAAUUCAGCAUUUUUCUAUGAUUUUGAGGUGAAUGAUGAGGGGAACCUGGUGCGUGUGUUCUGGGCGGAUGCCACAAGCAGGAAGAACUAUAGUCACUUUGGUGAUGUGAUAUCCUUCGAUUCUACAUACACCACUAAUCAGUACAACAUGAUAUUUGCAUCAUUUACAGGGGUUAAUCAUCACUUACAAAGUGUCUUUUUUGGUGCUGGAUUCUUAUCAAAUGAGAAGGAUGAGUCAUACAUUUGGUUAUUUCAGACCUUCCUAAAAGCAAUGGGAGGGGUAGCACCUAGACUCAUCAUAACUGAUGAAGCUGCUAGCAUCAAGAAUGGUAUUGACAAAGUUCUUCCAGCCACUAUGCAUAGGUUAUGCAUGUGGCAUAUAAUGGAAAAGGUGCCUGAAAAAGUUGGACCUUUGAUUAGGGAAGAUUCUGAAUUUUGGCCGAGAUUUUGGGUUGGAGGAUAA
Messenger RNA from Triticum urartu, 1339 nucleotides. NCBI's taxonomy places the organism in Eukaryota, Viridiplantae, Streptophyta, Magnoliopsida, Poales, Poaceae. The record is from RefSeq and is a predicted model, not a curated record.